CGGGGGGGGCAGCGUGCAGCCUCGGCUCCUCUCGCCCAAGGGCAUCGCGGAGGAGCAGAUACCAUCCCAGGGCUUCCCCAAAUCCAGGGGCCGGUGGCCUUGGCCAAGCCGCUGCCAUCGGUGGUUCCCAAGCAGCUCGGGAAGGAGCGCUGGAGCAAAGGCCUUUUAAGCAGGAGCGUCAGCAGUGAAGCCUCCAGGAUUUGCUCUGCAUGUCUUCCUCAAGGUCGUCUUCUGAAAAUCACUGAACGCUGAAGAUGGAUAUUAAGCGUGUGAAGGACUAUAUCUCUUGGCUAUACUAUCAGUACCUCCUGGUCACCUGCAGCUAUGUGCUGGAGCCCUGGGAGCGGUCCAUGUUCCACACCAUCAUCGUGACUGUUUUCGCUAUGGUGGUUUACACAGCUUAUGUCUUUGUCCCCAUCCAUGUCCGCCUGGCUUUUGAGUUCUUCUCCCAGAUAUUUGGAGGAAAGCCCGAAAGCACAAUUUCCAUCGUGAACUGAACUUGCCUGAGUAGUAAUAAGCAGCUCAUGCAACUUGCAACGUGCGAUGUCUUCUUCAAUUUUAUGUAUUUAUUCUGAAGCAGUUUUGCAGUUAUAAAAAUACCGUUUCCUCAUACAAAACACAGCUUGUUUAAUUACCAUGGUUGAAAAACAGAGUAACGCAGUGACUUUUGGCCGCACAGUCCCUGUUAGAUGAAAUACAAGCCACCUUUUGCUGUGUGAUAAUGAAACACAUCACCUGGAGUGCCACAUUUACCUAAUAUUCAACCAACUCCCACUUUCAGCAUCCUAAAUUAAUCACACUGGGACAUAUGAAAUAGCAAAAGCGGUUUAUGAUAGCUCUGAGGAGGGGUACUAUGCCUAUUAUACACAAAGAGGUUCUGCUAACAGAGUGCAGUGGCAAAAUAUACCACGCCUUCUUUGACCCGGGUUAGAGAAUAUAAGGAGAUGAGUGUAAUACAGCAUGAUUUCAGUAUUAAUAUCUGGCUGUUUAUUGACUUCUCAUUUUUAAUGAAUGGGAAAUGAAAUUAUAAGAUAAAGUAAUAGGAGUAUGAACUUGAAUCCAACUUUUUGCAUCUAAGUUGCUGCAUCUGAGUUCAGAUGGUCUAAGACAGUUAAAAAAAAAGGUAUUAUAGGAAAUCUUGCCAUUUACUGAAAAUGACAGAAAGAAACAGAACUGGCUGUUUCAGUGCACUCCUGCUGCCUUUGAUAAAAACCAUGACAUCUUUUCUUUCUGCUUCCAUUCACCAAGGCAAGCAAUGUCCGUUUGCUCCUAAGGAAGAUGGCUCAGAAAACAAAGUGGAAGUAAUGUUUUAAUAACCACAGGGAACUCUGAAUGUUCACAGAGAUCUCCUUUAUAAAGAAGAAAUGAGAUUUAUUAUAAUUGAUGGGGGGCGGGGGAGAGGAGAAGAUUCUUGAACAAUGGAAAGUUUGUUGGGUUUUCCCUCUACACCAAAUCAAAUGUUAAUUGCAAAUCAUAAGUUAUAGCUAUACAAUGCAUGUCUCCAACAGCUGAUGCUACUGUUAUUAGAAGUGAGAGGUGCAAAAUGUAAAUAGCUUUCAAAUGAUGUCUGCACUCUUAUAGGAUUAAAAUAACACUCUUAACUUCUUUAUUAAGCUGCAGUGGGGUCCUGCAUGCUUAAAAGAACAAAGUGUGUUUGGAACCCGAGACAUGUGUUGAAGGUUGCACAUAUCUGAACAUGUGUAUGCAGUUUUUUCAGGUAAUAAUAAAUUUUAUUCUUCAGAAACAACA
Messenger RNA from Cuculus canorus (common cuckoo), 1749 nucleotides. RefSeq names its product serine palmitoyltransferase small subunit B (gene SPTSSB). Gene Ontology annotation, cellular component: serine palmitoyltransferase complex. The record is from RefSeq and is a predicted model, not a curated record. Gene Ontology annotation, molecular function: serine C-palmitoyltransferase activity. Lineage: Eukaryota; Metazoa; Chordata; Aves; Cuculiformes; Cuculidae. Bases 255 to 497 code for a protein of 80 amino acids. The transcript is spliced from 2 exons. Gene Ontology annotation, biological process: ceramide biosynthetic process; endoplasmic reticulum organization.